UGUUAAGUAAGGUUUUGGUAAUUACAUGUGCCCUUUUCAUGAAAGGAAUGUAUGCCUGACGUAUCGAGAAAAAUGGGUUUGAUUAGGGAGGGGUCACUGUACUAGAUAAAAGCUAAAUCAGCAGGACUCUCUGCACUCACUGGAGGCAAGAAGUUAGUGACAGCGCAUGAUGGCGGCCUGGACUGGAUGGAUCCUGCUGAUGUGUGCACUCCUGAGUGGGCAAGGGUCAAAGGCUCAGGAUUGUGGGCUGGCACCUCUGAACACAAGGAUAGUGGGUGGUCAGAAUGCCACAGCUGGGGCAUGGCCCUGGCAGGUCAGUUUGCAUAUUAAUUUUGCAGCGUCUCACAUCUGUGGAGGGACCCUCAUCAGUGACCAGUGGGUACUCACAGCAGCCACCUGCAUCAUAUUAAACUUUCCUAGUGUAUGGAUUGUCUACCUCGGAAGAAAGACUCAGUCUGGCCCCAAUGUUAAUGAGGUGAGCCGCGGCGUGUCCCGGAUCAUCAUCCAUCCGGACUUUAACAAUGUGCCAUUCAACAACGACAUUGCCCUAAUGAAGCUUAGCAGCCCUGUCAAUUUCACUGACUACAUCAGACCUGCCUGCUUGGCAAGUAACUCCAGCCAGUUUUACAACGCGACCCCCUGCUGGGCCACUGGAUGGGGCAGACUUGGAGUCAAUGACACCAACAAUCUCUCUGACUCACUGCAGGAGGUUCAGAUUCCUGUCAUUGGAGCCAAGCAGUGCAGUUGCAACUACAGCCCAAUACAAGGAUUAAACAUCACUGGCAGUAUGAUUUGUGCAGGACAAGAGAACAAAGGAAUAUGCCAGGGGGAUGGCGGUGGACCUUUGCAAUGCAAACAAUCCUUAAUGUGGAUCCAGGCUGGCAUUACCAGUUUUGGAGUACCUUGUGCCCUAGCUGGUUUCCCUGAGGUUUAUGCCCGAGUGUCUGAAUUCCAGACUUGGAUCAUGAAUCAAGUGAUGGGCGCAAAGGUUCACUUUGUGACGUUCAGAUCCAGUGGCACCGACCAGGACAACAGCUUUGUGUGUCGCAGCUCCGUCACUGGAAAUGCAACCACAUCAGCUCCAAACGCAACUUCCACAUCAGCUCCAAACGUGACUUCCACAGCAGUGCCAAACCUGGCUUUCAUGACAUCAACCGUUGCAACUGAACUUCCAUUGCUUGUCAUCUUAGUGACAGUGUUCCUGCAGCACAUUUUAGCUCCAUAGCACAGGUUUCAAUUUAAAACUUCUCAGUUUCUUCUUGUUCUGUUGUGGGUUCUCUUGUCUUUUAAAUCACAUUACAAAGAUUAUAUUUAUAUCAUGAUGAUUGUAGCGGAGUUUGUGUGGUGAAAGUGUUCUGCUGAAGCAUGGUCUUGUCUCUGUUGCAACAUUUCUUUGAAUUGCACUUAAUCAUUUCCGAUUGGCCUGUUUUAAUGUAACACAAACUUAAUUUAAC
Messenger RNA from Etheostoma spectabile (orangethroat darter), 1454 nucleotides. Its product is annotated as chymotrypsin-like protease CTRL-1. Bases 167 to 1225 code for a protein of 352 amino acids. The record is from RefSeq and is a predicted model, not a curated record. Gene Ontology annotation, biological process: proteolysis. Lineage: Eukaryota; Metazoa; Chordata; Actinopteri; Perciformes; Percidae. Gene Ontology annotation, molecular function: serine-type endopeptidase activity. The transcript is spliced from 6 exons.